Molecule: messenger RNA, 513 nt
Organism: Aspergillus fumigatus Af293
Lineage: Eukaryota; Fungi; Ascomycota; Eurotiomycetes; Eurotiales; Aspergillaceae
Exons: 2
Coding region: 1-513 (170 amino acids)
Source: RefSeq, a predicted model, not a curated record
AUGGUUGGGACAGGUCUUCGGCGUACACUAAAAGCCUCGGUCUGGUUGUAUCUUGUGUACACGGCCACCUCCUUUGAGCAUGGAUCUGACACCAACUGGCGGCCGUCGAGCCCGAUUGGGGUCAGCUGGAUGGAUCCAUCUGGCAUCACGUCGUAUUUGCCAUGCUGCCACAGCAUGAUACCUUUAGGACACGAAGGCGUUGUGGCUGGUGAAUACAAAUCGCGUCAGAAAGCAGCCUCAGACGGGAAAGCGUGGGGAGCAACUGACGGUUGGAAACGGCCCGGUAAAAUCCUGCAAGAUAAAACAAGACGUCAGAGACUGAUGAAGACCACUCGGGAAGAUGAGCGGCUGUGCGCCUGCAGAGAGCCUACCGGGCCUGUCACGACACUGCGAGACUUAGUUGUCCAAGUCCCAACCAGCUCAGCGACACUAUUGGUCCUGACAACAGCGAUGAGGAAGCUAAGCAGCAAGUAUCCGACAAUCAUCUUUCCGGGCAUCCAAGCGAGGGCCUAG